This is a messenger RNA of Onthophagus taurus, 1105 nucleotides long. RefSeq names its product intermediate neuroblasts defective (gene Ind). The record is from RefSeq and is a predicted model, not a curated record. Gene Ontology annotation, cellular component: nucleus. Gene Ontology annotation, molecular function: sequence-specific double-stranded DNA binding; DNA-binding transcription factor activity, RNA polymerase II-specific. Gene Ontology annotation, biological process: regulation of DNA-templated transcription. Lineage: Eukaryota; Metazoa; Arthropoda; Insecta; Coleoptera; Scarabaeidae.
GAUUGCGGUGGUGCGAAUAAACAGAAUCAAAUCAAAAUAUGUUUUUUUUGUAUUCUAUUCUUCGUGUGCAUAAUCAUCGAAAUGGGGGCCAUUAAGAACAACUCGAGUGCAAAUUUUAAACAUAUCUGUUCAAAAACCCCUCCUCAAUUUCUUCCGUUUUAACAAUACCCCGAUAACUCCGCCCUAAAAACCCUAACCAACCCAACCCUCGUGUCCCUUCUUAGGGUAGGGGGCCCCUUUUGGAAUAUAAACACACCAACCAUCAUAGAAUCAUUCGCAGUCAGCGUUGAGUACCUUAAAGUUGCGUGUGUUUAAGUGAAAUUUAAAGAAACAUGUCCCGAUCUUUCCUGGUUGAUUCCCUCAUUAAUAAUCACAACCCCAAAGAACGUUAUUUACAAGAAACUAGACCUAUGUUAUACCCACAAAGUUACAUCAGCAGUUAUUUAUUUUCAUUAAGUUUGGCACAACAACAACAAAGACAACAUCAACACCAACAAAUCGGAUUUUUACCAAAUAAUCCAAUAAGACCAAUAGCUUCAUUACCUUUAUUACAAAAUGGAUUACAAAAUGGAUUACAAAAUGGAUUACAAAAUGGACUACAAAAUGGGUUACAAAACAUGUUAGGAGUAAAACGACCAAAUUACGAGGAUAUCUCACCAGCUUCGAAAAGGAUUAGUUUAUCUACAUCACCAACAUUAAAAAAUUCACCAUCAACGAGUAGAGAAUCAAGUCCAACACCACCACCUACACCAAAAAGCAGCGAUGAGAAGGAAUCAAGUAAACGAAUAAGAACAGCUUUUACCAGUACGCAACUAUUAGAAUUAGAACGAGAAUUUUCUGCGAAUAUGUAUUUGUCGAGAUUAAGAAGAAUCGAAAUAGCGACGUGUUUGCAAUUGAGCGAGAAGCAAGUGAAAAUUUGGUUUCAAAAUCGACGGGUUAAAUACAAAAAGGAAGAUUUGCCGAAUUCAAAAAGCCAACAACAAAAAUGUUGCUGCCUGAGAACUUGUUCGUCGAAAAAAUCGACGUCGUGCCAAGAAGAUGAUGAUAUCGACGUGACCCAUAUUGAAGAUGACAAAUUAAACAUUAAUUUGAAUUUAUAAAUGUA